AUGCAACUUUUGAAGAGAAUUACUGCCCUAGGCAUUUUCCUUACUGCUGCUGUUGAAGCUGCUCCUGUGGCUGCCCCAGCUGAUAGAAGCAUGAAUGAGGCAUCCCCAUCCGUCCUGUUUAUUAAGAAGAGAUCCUCAAUCAACGACUGCGGUUACUCUACUUUCGUCAACCAGAGCAGUGGUGGAUCGCCCAGGGUAGAUGACUGCUUGCAAAUCGCCCGCAACAUUGCUGGCGGCGGCACAUGGGUUGUCAGUGCUGUAGCUGGGGUUCAUCACCAGCUUCUUCAAUACGGCACCUGCGCCUUCGGAGUCGAGCACGAUCCUGAUUUUGCUGAUGGGCCUAUCUACAAGAUUGGGAACCAGGACAUUAUUGAUCUUAUCAAUGAUUCUGUGAACAGGUUCCAGUGGUUUGGUCUGGUCGGAGCUAAAGGAGAAAUGGAUUGCCAGCCAACGCUUGGGUCGGAUAACGUGCCCAUUAUCUGGGGUAUCUAUCACACCUAA
Molecule: messenger RNA, 501 nt
Organism: Aspergillus udagawae
Lineage: Eukaryota; Fungi; Ascomycota; Eurotiomycetes; Eurotiales; Aspergillaceae
Exons: 1
Coding region: 1-501 (166 amino acids)
Source: RefSeq, a predicted model, not a curated record